GAUGAAUACCUCUUUUAAUGUCCUAUAACGUAACGUACUUUGCUACAGUAAUUUUUGCGAUCUUGCGAAGAAAAUAUUUUAAGUUAUUGACAAUUUCUUUUUCGGCUUAUUGUUAACAAGAUUAGUAAACCACGAUUCAAAGAAAAAUCAAGCAAUUCUAUGAGCAUACACUUUUAAAUGUAACUUGUUAUUAUAUUACGUUCGGUUCGAUCGAAAGCACGAUGUUUCAUCGACGUGAUUAAAACCACGUGCUUCGAGAGACCGACCGUUUUUAUAAGAUGUAAUAUAUAAUGUGAGCAUUUUAUUGAAACAGAAUUGCUGUUGUAUUAAUUUGGAUUAAUUAUCUUAACAAUUAUUCUUUCUUUGUAAAAGAAAUAAUUAUAAUCGGUUUAUAAACGAAUAUUAAUCAGAGAAGAAAAAUUCUUGCUAUCAUUGUAAAACGGUAUGCUGAAACAGAAUGACGGAGUUCGUAGAAGGUUGGUUACUCGGACAUACUUUGGGAGAAGGUGCUUACGGCGAGGUAAAAAUGGUUGUAAAUAAAACUACAGGUGUGGCAGUUGCUAUGAAAAUGAUAGAUUUAAUAAAGCACCCACAUGCCCAAAAAUCUGUUCGUAAAGAAACUACAAUUCACCGUAUGCUCUCUAAUCCUCACAUUAUACGAUACUUUGGGAAACGUAGUGAACCCAAUAUGGAAUACAUAUUUUUAGAAUAUGCGUCAGGUGGAGAACUUUUUGAUAAGAUUGAACCAGAUAUUGGUAUGCCAGUUUGCCAAGCACAGAGGUAUUUCAAACAAUUAAUCUCUGCUGUAGAAUAUCUUCACAACAAAGGUAUUGCGCACAGAGAUUUGAAACCAGAAAAUUUGUUAUUAGAUGAACAUGAUAAUUUGAAAGUUUCUGAUUUUGGUAUGGCAACAGUAUAUCGUUUACAUGGCAAAGAACGUUGUUUAGAAAACAAAUGUGGAACAUUACCAUAUGUAGCUCCUGAAGUGUUAUCGGGUUAUUAUCGUGCAGAACCAGCUGAUACAUGGUCAUGUGGUAUAAUUCUUGUAGCUUUACUAAGUGGAGAACUGCCUUGGGAUCAGUCCUUGGCAGAAUGUCCGCAGUAUAAGGCAUGGAGAGAUAGAAAAUACAUGUCUAUUAAGCCAUGGCGAAAAUUGGAUAAUUUUUCACUGUCUUUGAUAAAAAAUAUUCUUAUGCACUCACCAGAAAACAGAUUUACUAUAAAGGAUAUUAAACAACAUAGAUGGUUCAUCAAAAAUUUCGAGGAAGCUGGGAGUAUAGAAGGAUAUGUUCGAUCUGAUGAAAUUGAUUCGAAGCAAAUACUACAAGAUGAAAAGUUAGCAAGAUUCUGUCUAUCACAACCAGAAUUACCUGCAAUAGAAAACGCUAAUCCAGUACAAAUUAACUUGGAAGAACGACCUGGAUUUUCAUUCUCGCAACCUGCGUAUAUAGAAGAUUUAUUGUUAUGCACACAAGUACAAAAUAAACCAUUUACUCAAGCAAGUCAGCAAACUACUUUCCAGCGAUUAGUACGACGUAUGACAAGAUUUUUUGUUAAAACCGAGCUGAAAUCAACUAUGGAACGUUUACUAAAUUGUCUAAAGAAUGAAAAUUAUACGUGUCGAAUUAAUAAUGUUGGCAUAAUCACUGUAAUAGCAGUCGAUAGAAGAAAGAUGCCUUUAGUCUUUAAAGCAAAUACUGUUGAAAUGGAUGGAAAGACAUUAGUUGAUUUUCGAUUGUCUAAAGGCUGUGGUCUAGAAUUUAAACGAACAUUCAUAAAAAUUAAAUCUUUACUAGACGAUAUUAUAUUAAACAGGCCUAUUUUAUGAUCUAUUGUUGAAUGCAUGCCUUAAUAUUGUACACAAUUACAUUUUUUAAUAAAUUUUCUAUAUCUUU
Messenger RNA from Frieseomelitta varia, 1895 nucleotides. It is a transcript of the gene grp, whose product is annotated as serine/threonine-protein kinase grp. Gene Ontology annotation, cellular component: site of double-strand break; nucleus; cytoplasm. The transcript is spliced from 7 exons. Bases 458 to 1828 code for a protein of 456 amino acids. Gene Ontology annotation, biological process: protein phosphorylation; mitotic G2 DNA damage checkpoint signaling. NCBI's taxonomy places the organism in Eukaryota, Metazoa, Arthropoda, Insecta, Hymenoptera, Apidae. Gene Ontology annotation, molecular function: protein kinase activity; ATP binding. The record is from RefSeq and is a predicted model, not a curated record.